Messenger RNA from Chiroxiphia lanceolata (lance-tailed manakin), 923 nucleotides. RefSeq names its product immunoglobulin lambda-1 light chain-like. The record is from RefSeq and is a predicted model, not a curated record. Lineage: Eukaryota; Metazoa; Chordata; Aves; Passeriformes; Pipridae. Gene Ontology annotation, biological process: immune response; immunoglobulin production. The coding region runs from base 35 to 745 and encodes 236 amino acids. The transcript is spliced from 7 exons.
CAUUGCAGGGACGUGGAGCUGGUGGGAUCACACCAUGGCCUGGGUCCCUCUCCUCCUCGCGGUGCUCGCCCACACCUCAGGUUCCCUGGUCCAGGCAGCGCUGACUCAGUCACCUCCGAUGUCAGUCAAAGUGGGAGACACCGUCAAGAUCACCUGCUCUGGGGGUAGCAACAACUAUUAUGGCUGGUACCAGCAGAAGGUCCCUGGCAGUGGCCCUGUCACUGUGAUCUAUGCCAAUAGCAACAGACCCUCGGACAUCCCUUCACGAUUCUCCGGAUCCAAGUCCGGCUCCACGGGCACAUUGACCAUCACUGGGGUCCAAGCUGAGGACGAGGCUGUCUAUUUCUGUGGUAGCUGGGACAGCAGCAGUGGUGGCUAUGGUAUAUUUGGGGCCGGGACCAUGUUGACCGUCAAAGGUGAUGGCCAGCCCGAUGUCGCUCCCACCAUCCACCUCUUCCCGCCACCCUCCGAGCAGAUCUUGAAGGAGAACAAAGCCAUUGUGGUGUGUCUAAUGGAGGACUUCUACCCCAGCACUGUGGAAGUGGAAUGGGUGGCUGACGGCACCACCCUCACAAGCAAUGUGGAGACCAGUCAGCCCGUGCGGCAGAGCAACAGCAAGUACAUAGCCAGCAGCUACCUGUCACUGGAUGCCAGCCAGUGGCAAAGUUACAACUCAGUCUCCUGCAAGGUCAAGCACGAGGCUGGCAAUGUGGAGAAGACAGUGAACAGAUCCGAGUGCCCCUAAGCCCAUUGGGACCUCCUCACACCCACCGGCCCUUUGCUGGCUCCCUCCCUCCUCCCCACUUCUGGGGACAGCGGCUCCCCGCAGCUGCACACCUCGCUCCCCACAUCCCCCUGUCCCCUGCUCCUGUCCCCCACUAUGAGUGUCAGAUGAAUAAAAACCGACACUGAACUAGUGCUGG